AUGGAUGGCAUGAUUCCAACUGCAGGCAAAGAAGGCUAUGGCGUCGUACCAGGUUCGGCAGAAGCAGGUUUGGACGUCCAGACAGUCUAUGAGUGGGAGUAUCUGGGCGAGCCUCUCUUUGUAUUCGCAUAUACAGCCAUGGUAGUCGGGCGGCAGUGCUUGGCGCUCUCACUAAUCGCACUUCAAGUGUUCUCGACGCGCAUUCAAAAAAUGCUUCAAGCAGAUGCCAAAGAUUUCCUCAUGCAGUGUGAUCCUGCUAGCAUUGGGCUCGCGCAGAGCUAUGUUUGUGAGGCUUCGAAGGCAUUCGUUCGGUGCUUUCCUCCUGUAUCCAUAAUUGUGGCUUUAGUCGUGGCAUCGCAGCUUAUUUUAUGUCAACGGCUGUUUUACCUAAUGAUCCGACACGGCGUUCUGGUCGACUUCCAGAACCUGGCGCCUUACAAGGAUCCAAUGUUCUGGUGGGUCGUGAUCACGUGCGUGCUGGCUCUCUGCCACUUCAUUUUUCACAUGGUCGUGGCUGAGCAGCAGGACAUGGAGGUUCACGAUCUCAAGGCUGUGAUUGACGCUGUUUUCUUUGGCCUGCCGGCACUUUUUUACAUCAUCUUCUUGUAUAUGUCCUAUGAUGUGGAGUGGCUUCUCCUGCCUCUGUCCAAGUUCUGGGAAGAGGACCCUGAAUGGGCACUGAAAACUUCUUCUGAAUUGGUUUCUUGGCUAAAUCUUGAUGCAAGAGCCACCGGUCCACUUCACCCAGAGUCUUGCUGUCAGGUGUUCAUCAAGGAUAUGGCAGAAUCCAUGUGCAUCGCUGCGCAAAUGGCACCAGGGUAUCAAGCCGGUGGGCUGGAUGAGCGAGCAACGACAGCAGCGACUGCGAUUAAGCGGCAAGGCUUGAUUCAACGCGCUUGGAUUGUCGAGCUCCUUAUGGACUACAGAAUGGCCGAUGAUAAAAGCCGUCAUUUUCGAGUGGCGUGGUCUCUUUGGAUUUUCAUCACCGCCCUCAUAUGCUUUGCGGCAGUGGCCUUGCUUGCGCUCCAGAUUGCCAAAGACGUUGAGGACAUUGUCCGCGGUCAACAUGCAGAGAUCCUUGGCACCGUUGUCACAGGCGUGAAUGUCCUUUGCAUGGUUAGCGUGAUUCUGAUCUUUCUCUACGACGCCUGGCCGUCGAGGUCCACAUCUGUAUGA
This is a messenger RNA of Symbiodinium pilosum, 1176 nucleotides long. The record is from the annotation of a GenBank genome assembly. Lineage: Eukaryota; Dinophyceae; Suessiales; Symbiodiniaceae.